This is a messenger RNA of Scatophagus argus, 2834 nucleotides long. RefSeq names its product cationic amino acid transporter 2-like. Lineage: Eukaryota; Metazoa; Chordata; Actinopteri; Scatophagidae. The transcript is spliced from 11 exons. Gene Ontology annotation, molecular function: amino acid transmembrane transporter activity. Gene Ontology annotation, biological process: transmembrane transport; amino acid transport. Gene Ontology annotation, cellular component: plasma membrane. The record is from RefSeq and is a predicted model, not a curated record. Bases 60 to 1889 code for a protein of 609 amino acids.
AUUAACAUCAAACUGCGCUCCCACCUUCCCACAUCUUUCCAUCCUGACUCCUUAGAAGCAUGUCGUGCAAUGGGAUGAAGUCCUUUCUGGUGAGCCUAUCUCGGAGGAAGCCCCUGGAGCCUGACGGGGAGCAGUCAACCUUUAACCGAUGCCUGACCACUCUGGACCUGGUGGCCCUUGGUGUGGGCAGCACUCUGGGGGCCGGGGUCUACGUCCUGUCUGGAGAGGUGGCCAGAGAUACUGCGGGACCCAGCAUCAUCAUCUCAUUCUUCAUCGCUGCUCUGGCAUCCAUAUUCGCUGGACUGUGCUAUGCAGAGUUUGGGUCCCGGGUUCCCAAAACGGGCUCAGCGUACCUUUACAGCUAUGUGACUGUUGGAGAGCUACUGGCUUUCAUCGCUGGGUGGAAUCUGUUACUCUCUUAUGUCAUCGGAACAUCCAGUGUUGCGCUGGCAUGGAGUGGGACGUUUGAUGACCUUAUAGGUGGCCACAUAUCAAAAUACUUUGAAGAAAAUGCAUCCAUCGGCCUCCCUGGCCUGGCAUCUUACCCAGAUGUCUUUGCUGCUGGUCUCAUCUUGCUACUGUCAGGUGUGCUGGCAUUUGGAGUGAAAGAGUCAACAACAAUCAACAAGAUCUUCACAGCAAUCAACAUCCUAGUGCUGCUGUUUGUGGCCAUCUCUGGAUUCAUCAAGGGUGACACUGACAACUGGAAAAUCAGUGAAGAGGCUCUGAAAAACGCCACAGAACUCAAAAACUUGAGCUCUUCCGCCAAUCUGACAAGCAUCUAUGGGGUGGGUGGAUUUUUCCCCUACGGCUUUAGUGGAACGCUGGCUGGAGCUGCGACAUGUUUCUACGCUUUUGUUGGAUUUGAUUGCAUCGCUACAACAGGCGAGGAGGUGAAGAACCCUCAGAAGUCUGUCCCUGUGGGCAUUGUGGCCUCGCUGCUUAUCUGUUUCGUGGCCUACUUCGCUGUGUCCGCUGCGCUCACCCUGAUGAUGCCCUACUACUUGCUCAAUGAAAAAAGCCCCUUACCAGUGGCCUUUGAGUAUGUUGGCUGGGGUCCCGCCAAAUAUGCAGUGGCUGUGGGGUCACUGUGUGCCCUGUCCACCAGCCUGCUGGGUUCUAUGUUCCCAAUGCCCCGAGUGCUGUUCGCCAUGGCAAGAGAUGGCCUACUUUUCCAUCCUCUGACCAAGGUCACCUCCAAGGGCAGUCCCGCUGUAGCGACCAUAUCAUCUGGAACUGUGGCAGCCAUCAUGGCCUUGUUGUUUGACCUGGAAGCACUGGUGGAAAUGAUGUCCAUUGGCACUCUGUUUGCUUACACACUGGUGGCCAUAUGCAUCUUAAUACUAAGGUACCAAGAGGAUCCAUCUGAAGACACAGACCUUCAUAUAAUGGACUCAAAGCCCAAGUUUUCCUUACUGAAGGCUCCAUCAGUUGCCACUUCAGCCACCUCAAGAGCAGUCACAGUCUUGACUGUGAUCUUUGUUACAUGUUUGACUGCGCUGUGUGUCACCCUGUCCCAAGCCAUAGAUGCUCUAGCCCAGAUGGAAGCAUGGAGUAUCGUAAUUGUCUGCAUCCUCAGCUUCAUUCUGCUGCUCAACAUUGUCCUCAUCUGGAGGCAACCACAAAAUACCUCCAAGGCAUCUUUCAUGGUGCCCUUAGUCCCGUUGUUGCCUUUAGUGAGUACAUUCAUCAACGUCUACCUGAUGGUCCAGUUAGGUGGCGACACAUGGUUACGAUACGCUAUUUGGAUGUUAGUGGGGUUACUCAUCUAUUUCAUCUAUGGCGUGCGUAACAGUGUACAGAGGAAGCGUCUCCAGAGUAACGAGAUGAAAAUAGAAACUGUCAGCAGGAAAACAGACAAGGACAUUAUCAACGAAGAAAAAUUCUGAGCUCAUUUUGAGCGCAGAGAAAUAAUAGACAUGUUACAAUGAGUAACUGCUUUAAAUGUGUAACUACUGUUUUACAUGCACGUUUCUGCAGAGUUCAAUACAUGACAGGUAUACAGUGUGCAGACAAUGCAGACAAAUGUUCAGAUGGGCUAACAACUUAUUAUACUAUAUUUUACAUUUAGAAACUAAUUAUUAGCAUUAACAACACUGAAAAAAUGCCUGACAUAGUUUUGAACCUGUGACUUGGGGCCACUUAAACCAAACUAAAACCAUAAAAGAAGAAAGGGCUAAGACUGUUUUCUGUUGAUAAUUACCAUUUUAUUACACUCAAAUUACAAGUUUAUACAUUUAUUAUCACCUGUAAAAUGCAGAAAUGUAUUCAAAUUUUAUACAGUUCUAAUUGAUUAUGAAUAAGAGAUUUUUUUACAUAUUAAGACAGUUAGACUGUACAGGCGUAUGUACAAUGUAGAUAAAGAAAACCUUGUCAAAGGUUCUAUUUUUGUUUGUUUGUUUUGUUGUGUUUGUUUGCUCUUAACCGGUGUAAAAAUUCACUUUAAUAACUGUUUGGUCUUUCAAAGUGUAUAUACUGGAACUGUACAUGUUUUCUCAUUAUAUAUUGUAAAUGUACUCCUUAAUUAAAAAAGAAUAAAUCCAGACUACAAUCUAGAGUUGCAGGGCACAUUAAUAAGAAGAAAUAGUCCAGUUACACUCAUAACCUUGGAUAAAGAGCCAGAGACCGGCUCUCUACAGGAGUUCACUGCGAACAAAAGGUCCUUUCACAGCAGCUUUCCUGUGUCAUUUUUCAAAAUCAUGGCUUAGCUAGUCACUCAAAAGAAAAGCUUUACAUUGUUCCCACUGGUUACAGCAUGCUAUGGAUUUAAUCAAAUAAGCAAAACCCAACUUUAUUUUCCUGGUUAGGAGCAUAUAAUUUCACCAAGGAUCAUU